This is a messenger RNA of Pichia membranifaciens NRRL Y-2026, 2301 nucleotides long. RefSeq lists its product as hypothetical. Gene Ontology annotation, molecular function: zinc ion binding; DNA binding; DNA-binding transcription factor activity, RNA polymerase II-specific. Lineage: Eukaryota; Fungi; Ascomycota; Pichiomycetes; Pichiales; Pichiaceae. The transcript has a single exon. The record is from RefSeq and is a predicted model, not a curated record. The coding region runs from base 1 to 2301 and encodes 766 amino acids. Gene Ontology annotation, biological process: regulation of DNA-templated transcription; DNA-templated transcription.
AUGAAGAAGGCCGCAGAUGAUGCGUUGGUUGAGUCAACUGACAGCGAAACACCAGCUGUGAAACGAAGAAAAGCAGUGUUCAGUUGCGACCGAUGUAAGACCCGAAAAAGAAAAUGUGUCAGAUUCAUCAACAAUGAUGAAGGAGAAAAGACGUCAACUUUUGAUAUAGUAUAUCCGUGUGAAGAAUGCAUCCAAUCGAAAUCGAUAUGCCAUACUUAUCUAGGUCAGAGGAAGCAGACGACGCUGAAGAAGCUGUCUUUGACAGAAAGCGCUUUGACCAAAGACUGCGUGGGACAAGACUCGGAAGCAAAGAUGAAGGAGCUGGAAAUCAAGUGCCAGUACCUAGUAAGCUUGCUCAAGCAGGUCUCUCCAGAUAUCAAAACCGACCUUUUUCAGGAUGAUGAUACGUCGCCCCUAUCUGUUGCGUCGACGUCCUCGUCGGAUCAGAGUUCUCUGGCUCUCGAACUGCAUAGUAAGCCACACAAACUUCCUGGAGCUAUGCAGAUGGAAGAGAUCAAAGAAUUUUCUUCCCCGAUUGAUGAAAGGAAAAGUUUGAGCCAUGAUGACUAUAUAGGCCCCCUAGGAUCGUCAACCUUGCAUGAAACCGUCAUCGGUUUGAUAGGUAGUCCUGGCUCACUGAGAUCCUCUUCUACAGACUUAACUCACUCCGUAACCGGAGAAAACCUGCUGCUUGGAAAUGACAUGCGCCUGAAGUUUUAUGAUAACAACCAGUUAGUCUAUUCAAUCCCAAGGCAGGAGGCCGACCUAUAUGUUUGCGAAUUUUUCGAUCGAAUCCAUUUAAUCUGCAACUGCAUAGAUAAGGAGGAGUUUGUCCGAAUAUAUGAGUUGUUCUGGCUACUUCUCAAGCAUGAAGACUUGCGGUCAAUAAAUUCUACCUUGUUUUUGUCAUCGACGCAGAUUUGCACGAUAUAUUUGAUUUGGAUCUUGGGAAAGAGGUUCAAACACCGUGAUGAUAUGUCGUUGAGUGAUACAUACAUGAGCAUCAUACAAACGACUCUAUCUGAGAUUAUAUUGCGACCAUCAGAAGCUGGGAUUCAGAUGGCGAUUUUAUUUUCUCUAUAUUUAGAGUCUACACAUUCUAGAGAGAGCGCUUGGAUAGUAAUCGAGACUGCAGUCACCCAGGCUAUUUCUAUAGGAAUGAACAAAGUCAAAAGUAGUAGUGUGAGAGAUAUAGAUGAGAAAAACAAGGGCUACUCGAAAAUUUGGUGUACACUUUUUGCGCAAGAAGUCCGGUUGAGUAAUGUGAUGGGUAGGCAAAGUUCAAUAGAUUUUACCGAGGCUGACGUUAGACUCCCCAAGUUCCAGCAACUAAAGUAUUCCAACUUACCCAAAUACUGGGUUCAGCAGAUCAACUCUGAAGAAUAUCAGCUCUACUUCAACAAGUACUAUGAGCUAAAUAAGAUUUUUCACGAAUUUUUGAGAUACAGAUCAUCAGUGAUGGAAGGUACUUCAAUAUAUACUAUAUCAAGUAUCAAGAAGGCAUGGGAGCUGAGAAGCAAAUUUCAUGCAUGGAUAAAUGGGCUUCCGCCGACUUUGAAGAAUAUAUUCGAUAAACCCCCAACAAGCAUUUUCAACUACCAAGUUUAUUUGCACUUGACGUACCACUACUACUUUAUCAAUUUGGGACUACCUUUUUUGAUGUUGAUUCUUAGAAUUAUGCAAUCUGAAAGGCAUAUCAAGUUGAAGAAAACUGACCCAAUAUUUGUUUUAGCUAUUUCUGCUAUUAGCUGUUCAAAACAGUUGUUUACUAUCAUCAAUUUUGAGUUUGAGAAAGACCUUUUCAAUGGAUCUGUCUACAAUGAUAUUUAUAUAUUAUAUCAUAGCACCUUGAUUUUCACUAUUGCGAUUGUUGUGGUGUCUAAUAAAAACGCAGAAUCAAUUUUAGAUCUCAAAUAUCUAGAGGCAAAGAAAAAUGUUUCGAAGGAAAAGAUCUGGCACAUUAUAUCUAAGAUUGGUGAAUUAAACAAAAAGCUGCAGCCUCUUACAUCUGGCUCCAACCGGGAGGUGUCUCAAAACAUUGAAAUGUUAGUUGAAAAUGUCUCCCACUUUCUAGCCUAUGAUAGAGCUGAUGGUAAGGGCGAUAUUCAGGCGCUCGAUCAGUCGCCCGUGCAUACUCCUAACUCCAAGCCCUUUAACAACAAGUUAGACAGUUUAUUCCAUACAAUGAAUAUGAACACGGACGAGCUUUGGAAGAUGAUAAACUGGGACUGGAAUUCAUAUGAAGGAGGCGACGUACUAUUUAAAGAGUUCAACGAAUUAGAUAGCUAUUUCAAGUGCUAG